CAGAAAGAACAGACAAAAUGCAGGCAGGGCACAGGACAAAGCACUAGGGACAAAAUGUAUAAAAAAAUGAAAAUUUUUAAAAUUUUAAAAAUUUCCCGCCGGCGCCCGUACGUCCCGACGGCACAGGGACCGAAACACAGAAGCUGGAUGCCGGCAUCGGCCGGAGGAGAUGGCCGGGGACGCUGCAGGGGGUACAUCGCUGGAGCGAAGGACAAGGUAAGCUCUGCAGGGACUCCCUAUGCAGCGCCGCAUGGUAAGCCCGAGCUACACUCGGGAAUACCG
Staurois parvus is the source of this 282-nucleotide messenger RNA. Lineage: Eukaryota; Metazoa; Chordata; Amphibia; Anura; Ranidae. The record is from the annotation of a GenBank genome assembly.